ACCGGAACCCUCGCCGCCGCGCCCCGUCGCACUGGGGGAAUGCGCUUGGGUGCAGGACGAGCGGUGUGCGAGUACCGCGGUUCCUGUUCCGGUUUUGACCCGGCUAGGAGGAGGUGCGCGAUCCCGGCCUGCGGAGGUACCACCAGCUGGUGUCUGCUGCCGCGAUGCCAUUGCCACACGUGGGGAUGGCUCUCCGGCGCCUAGCCUGGGCUGUGGCUUCCCGCCGGCUGGCCCCCUGGACACGUGGAGCAAGUGGCCUCCUGCACUCGGCCCCGGCCGCACACUCAGACUGCAGUGCCCCGGUCUUCAGCCGCGCCCCAGCCUUUGGGGACAGGCUCGCCCUCGUCGACCAGCAUGGCCGCCACACGUAUAAGGACCUCUACUCGCGCAGCCUCCGCCUAUCCCGGGAGAUCUGCCAGCUCCGCGCGCGUGCCGACGGGGACCUCCAGGAGGAGCGGGUCUCCCUCCUGUGCUCCAACGACGUCUCCUUUGUGGUGGCGCAGUGGGCCGCGUGGAUGAGCGGCGGUGUGGCUGUCCCCCUCUACAGGAAGCACCCCCGGGCCCAGCUGGAGUACUUCAUCCAGGACUCGGGCAGCUCCGUGGUCCUUGCUGGCCCGGAGUACGUGGAGCUUCUAAGCCCGGUGGCCCAGAAGCUCGGAGUCCCGCUCCUGCCUCUCCCGCCCACAGUCUACCAUGGGGUGGCCAAGGACCCUGAAGAGGGCCUGGUGCUGGAGCGGAACUGGAGAGACCGGGGUGCCAUGAUCAUCUACACCAGUGGGACCACGGGGAGGCCCAAGGGCGUCCUGAGCACCCACGACAACAUCAGGGCCGUGGUGACGGGGCUGGUCCACAAGUGGGCCUGGACAAAGGAUGACGUGAUCCUCCAUGUCCUCCCGCUGCACCACGUCCACGGCGUGGUCAACAAGCUGCUGUGCCCUCUCUGGGUAGGGGCCACCUGUGUGAUGCUACCCGAGUUCAGUGCUCAGUUGGUUUGGGAGAAGUUCUUAAGUUCUGAAGCUCCCCGGAUUAAUGUAUUUAUGGCAGUGCCUACCAUCUACAGCAAGUUGAUGGAUUAUUAUGACAAGCAUUUUACCCAGCCUCAUGUCCAGGAUUUUGUGCGUGCAGUUUGUGAAGAAAAAAUCAGGUUGAUGGUCUCGGGCUCUGCUGCGCUGCCCCUGCCGGUGCUGGAGAAAUGGAAGGGCAUCACCGGCCACACUCUGCUGGAGAGGUACGGGAUGACGGAGAUUGGCAUGGCCCUGUCCAACCCCCUGACCACAGCUCGCCUGCCAGGCUCUGUGGGGACCCCGCUGCCCGGUGUUGAGGUGCGCAUUGUGUCGGAAAACCCACAGAAGGACGGCUCCCCCUACCUUAUCCAUGCAGAGGGAAAUGAGGAGAACACCAAGGUGACCCCAGGGUUCGAGGAGAAGGAGGGCGAACUCCUGGUCAGGGGGUCUUCUGUGUUUCGAGAAUACUGGGACAAGCCGGAGGAAACGAAAGCUGCCUUCACCUCAGACGGCUGGUUCAAAACAGAGGAGAUCUCCUGGGGCUUCUCUGGUGGCCCAGGAGUAAAGAAUCUGCCUGCCAACAGAGACACGGAUCCAUCUCUGACUCGGGAGGAUCCCACAUGCCGUGGAGGAGCUGAGCCCGUGUACCCUAGAACCCAGGCUCUGCAUAAGAGAGGCCACCACAGUGAGAGGUCCGCUCGCUCACCACAACUAGAGAAAAGCCUGCCACCAGUGAAGACCCACACAGUCACAGUUAAAUUAAGCGUAUGAAAAAAGAGACAAAGUCUCUACCCUUUAAAGGUCUCAUCACACAGUUUGCUGUUAGUGACAUAGGAGAUGGAACAUCCCUGAUGAUAAAUCCACACAUUUGUGGAAGAAGCUCAGGUAACUGGGGAAGGGUGCGUAAGAAGCCCACCAGAAUGUAACAGGGUACCUGGCACUGAGUUGAUAAUCCCUUUUUCUUCUGUUAACGAAAACAAAAUGAUAUUAUCAGAGAAAAACUUUAAAGGGUAUUUAUCUAAGAAAGAACGUUCACCAGCAGAAAACAUAAGGGAGCCGUUCCGUGGCCCUGUGCAUACUCAGCUGAGCGUGGGGUCCACUGAGAGGUUGGGGAGCCCGGGACCUGAGGGCUGACCCAGGCUGAGAGAGUGGCCCCCUGCGCCCAGAGCCCAGGAGGAAAAUAAGGCCAAAGGCAGGCGGAGGGGAAGUGCGGUCGGCCAUAAAAAUGCAGAAACUGUUUCACUUCCCAGUGGUGAAAGGCAAGUAUGGAGACAGACUCCAUCCACCAAACUGGCAGAGACUCUUCCGGAGCUGACGCUCAGUGCUGUGAGGUCGGUGCUUGGCUCCCGCGGGCGGGGUGCAUGUCAGGAGGUCUCCUGGGAAUCCAUUCACAGACAGAGGUGUAGGCUCCGAUGUUUAUAGACCCCUUGUUUGCUGCUGGGUUCAUGGGCACCUCGGGUGCGUCCAACCUGCAGAAGAUUGCGAGCCUUCCGCACCCACGGCCCAAGUGAUCCCGGCCUCAGGGAGCCCUGCUGGCAUGUGCCACACACGUGUGUCCGCGGGCAUGCGCGGCCAUCAUGGACGGGUUUGCGCACCAUGCGCAGGACACUGGCUGCUGUCUCUGCAUGAUUCCCUCUAGUCCUUUGUUUCUCUGGGCAGAAUUUCCUGGGUGAGCUCCGCCGCCACAGGUGAGGGUGAAAGGCUCUCAGUUGUCUGAGACAAAGGCCCCCCUGCCUGGCGCUCACCCUGCGCCAGGCUCACCUGCCCCGUGCUCACCCGGUGCACACUGAGCUCUGACACAUUUAUUCCGUAACCUGUGCAUCCGUUGUGACCAACAACAGUCAGGAAUCAGGCAGCGUAUUGAUCAGGCACGGUUUCUUGUUAGGGUGUGACAGCGCGUGUAGCUAGAGGAUGUCGACCCCUUUGCAUCUGCUGACCGUGAAUGAUUAGCACAUGCCCGCCCCCCGGCAGGGCCCUCCAGACCCCCAGGACGUGUGGUGCAGGCAGGCUGCUGACCCACUGGCCCCCGCCACCCCGCGGGGCACAGCCCGUGCGGCGGCCUGUGGUGCUGCCUGGCGGCCGUCCCUUUGUGUGGGCUUCAGUUUGUGUCUUGUGUGAAACCCUUUGUUCCCCGGUGGUCGCCGAGACCUGCUUCUCUGUGUUCUUCUGGCACACCCUGCUUUGCUUCACCUGGCACGGCUCCUGUGUGGACGGUGGGUCCCAUCCCGUCUCACUCCUGCUGGGCCUCCGUGCUGCCCUUUGGCCUCCGUGUCUGCCCAGGCUGGCCCAGGCCUCUGGGCAGAGGGUCCUUGUUUUCAUCAAGGUCCCAUACGGGCAGCUGGGAGACUCCAGCCGUCUGUCAGGUUUGAGGAGGAGCCCUCGUACCCCAGCUGUGUCCAUGCUGGCGGCUGCAGGCCGCCCAGGGACUGCCAGACAGUGGACACACUGUUCGGGGCUUCCUGAGUUGGGGUGCUCGUCUGUCCAGCCCCCCAAGAGAUCCCCCAGUGCUCCCCCUCCCCCACACCAGCAUACAGCUCCCACCCACCUCCUCCUUCCUCCAGGGUCACGUCUGUCCCUGCAGCCCUGCGUCCUCCUCCUCGGCUCGGGCCGUGUUCCCAGGAGCCUCUGAAGUGGGCAGCAGGAGGUGCACUCUGGAGAGCUGUGUCACCGGCAUACUUGUCUGGCUGGGCCGGGCUGGGCACAGAGCUCUAGUGUCCAGCUUCCAGGGGCACUGCUGGCCGCAGCCGUGUUGCUCCUGGUGCGUCGUGACCUUUCCCCUAUCUCGAGUCCCUUUGCCCUGGGAGCCCUUUGGUCGACAAGCCCCCUGCCUCCGGGGUUCUGACUGUCCUCAUCUGGCUAGCGCGCUUGAUGGCUGCGUUCUCCUCUCUGAUGUCCAGCGGGGGUUGGGGGCUGAGAGCAGGAGGUGGGUUGGGCGUGGGUUCUGUGCUGCUGUCCACCCUCUCUGUCCCCAGAGUGCAAGCGGCGGCCAUGCACUGAGGGCCAGUGCCCCUGCGCCCUGCUCUCAGCCAUCCUCUGCGCCUCCCCCAGGGCACCUGCCAGCCCGGCCGUAAAUGACCCGCAGAGUCUGUCUACCUGCCUUCCAGCUGCCAGUCUUCUCCCCAACACGCCCUCUCCCGUCCCCUCUGCAUAGCUUUGGUGCCUUAAAAAAACCAGUUGCUGUUGACUUUAUUCCAAGAGGGAGCGAUCUGAGCUGUGUGUUGAGGCAGGCCCCGCUCAAGGGAGGUGUCGUGUGUCUGUUUUCCUUCUCCUGUUCUUCUUGGCCUCCUGCUGCGCCAUGCCGAGGGGCGCAGACCCACCGGGACCUUCUGCCUCCAUCCUCAUGUUCUGCGUCCGUCUGUCUGUCUCAAAUCUCUGUCUUCCUCCCUCUUAUGAGGAUGUUGUGACCAGUUUGAGGCCACCGGGGAAUCGAGGACCUCCGUGACGUGUAUCCUUACUUCCUGCCUGACGGUGACCCCGGGGAGUAGCAGGGCCUCCCUCACUCAGCACACAGACCCGGGACCUCCCCAGUCCGUCGUCCGUGUGACCUUCCACCAGCCCUGCCAUCUCGGGGCUGGCUUUGCUCAAAGACCCUAGUCUCAGUGCUCUUCAUGUGGCUGGAGGAGGUCAUUAAGUGGACCACCUGGCAUGCAGGGUCGAGGCAGGGUGGCAGGCAGCUGGUGAGGCCAUGGGAGUGAUGUCUGAGAGGAGUGGCGGACAGGUGGAGAAGCAGACACUGCAGGUGGGCGGUGGGUGUGAGCGCCCCUGGGCGAGGGGCAUGGCUGGGGGUCUGCUGGAGGACGUGGGUGUGGCUGUUGGGAGCUCUCGCCCUGGGUUUAGUUGACAUCAGAGCAAGGAGGGUGCAGGUGUUGUGGCCAGGGGCCCUGAGGCCACCUUAGCCUUGGUGUGGGCAUUUGGGGUGUCCCUGGCAGGACCAAGUGUGGGACGCGGAGCCCAGGGUAGGGAGUGACCCCCACACCCCUGGGUCUCUGGCAGGCGGAGGCCAGUGGGAGCCAGGUCUGGAAGCCACAGGAGGGACCACCCUGGGCUGGGGUUGAUACUCAGGGAUGGAGAAGCCGUCCAGUGUGGAGGGGACACGGCCAGAGCCAGAGCCGCAUAGCAGGGGCCCUGGUGGGCCUCAGGGGAUGGGGCACCCUGCGUCCUGUCCCUGCAACCUGCCUGUCACUCCUGUCACACGUGUCCUUCCCCGCCAUCCACCUACCCAUCACGCAUCCAGGAACCGCGGUGGCUCCCAGGGCCUCCCGUUCAUCCUGCCUCAUGUUGGGCAGGAGGGCCCCCACCUCAGGAGCCCAGCUCCCGCCGCGGCCAGCCGGGCACAGCCAUCCAUCUUGUUUAAUAGGCUGGAGCACCCCGCGCGGCUGGGCUCCGGGAGAGCGAGCUGAUGGAUGGGCCUCCUGCGUUGGACGGCAAUGUAUCAUGAAAUAUUGAUUUAUUCCAGCUAAUCACCCGCGUGAAGUGUGUGAGAGCAGACGGUGGUGCGUCAGUGCGGCUCUCAGAGCACGGGCGGGCGUUCCCAUGUGCCCAGUCUCACACAUGCGUGCACACUUGUGUGAGCGCGCUCACCCUCAGCCCUGCUCCCCCUGUGCCCACGAUGCCCCAGCAGGCAUGUGCCCCGUGCCCUUGCUGGGGUGGGAAGUACCCACACUGAGCGUGGCGGGGGGGGGGGGUCCCUUCCUCCUGCCAGAUCCCCCACGUGACACCAUGUGUGGCCCACGCCCUGUCGGGAAGGGUCUACCCUGAUGCCCACUCCAGGCCCUUCUGUGGCUGGAACCCAGGGAGGCCCCAUGGGUUGUAUCUCCUGCCUCUGUGGUCCUGGGAAGCUGUGGGCUAUUUCACGAUGGUCCUUGUGGGAUGUGGCUGCAUAGGCGUCUGUGUGGGCAUCAUGCAAGGCGCCAGCUGUCCACGUGGCACUGGCCGGCUUGUUCCAGAGAGAUGUAGAUGCCCCGAGACACAGGGCCACACCCAACCAGCUGACCCAGGCCUCUCCCCAGGUGACACGGCAGUGUUCAAGGAUGGCAGCUACUGGAUCCGUGGC
Messenger RNA from Bubalus bubalis (water buffalo), 6057 nucleotides. RefSeq names its product acyl-CoA synthetase family member 3 (gene ACSF3). Gene Ontology annotation, biological process: fatty acid metabolic process. The transcript is spliced from 8 exons. The coding region runs from base 165 to 1775 and encodes 536 amino acids. The record is from RefSeq and is a predicted model, not a curated record. NCBI's taxonomy places the organism in Eukaryota, Metazoa, Chordata, Mammalia, Artiodactyla, Bovidae. Gene Ontology annotation, molecular function: medium-chain fatty acid-CoA ligase activity.